CAUCACAAUUAAUAUACAACAUUUGUAUCAUGUAUAAGACGCCCGUAACAGCGACAGACGACACAUAACUGCCGGUGUGAUUAGUUAGUUGGAGUUAGCGAGGCUGAGGGAACCGCUUCCUGGGGCCGUGACCCGGAUGCUAACCGAGCUGACACGCCGCACCGCUGCUCCAUUCGUCCCACCGACGUGCAUCUGAAUUCUGGAGCCUCCGCAGCGGCUCCGCGGCGACUUCCCUGCGUGAGAGCAGCACCACAUGAUAUAAGUUCGUAUUAAGAUGAGAGAAAUCUGCCUGAGCGCAGCAGAGAGGAGUAAACCUGUCCUGGAGGAAAGCUAACCCACGAAUGGCCUGCCAGUCUGUCGCUGCAGUCAUGGACGAGCAGGCCCUGCUGGGGCUCAACCCAAACGCAGACGCCCGCUACAGGCAGAGGGCCAUGGCGUACUUCGAGCAGCUCAAGGAGUCUCAGGAUGCUUGGGAGGUGUGUGCAGAGGCCCUGGCUAAAGGGAUCUACAAUGAUGACCACGUGAAGUUUUUCUGCUUCCAGGUUUUGGAGCAUCAGAUUAAGUUCAGACACGCUGGUCUGAGUGAUGUUCAGCAGCAGCUCGUCAGAGAGACUCUGAUGAAGUGGCUCCAGUGUCAGCUCAUGAACGCUCAGCCUGAGAAGCCCUUCAUCAGAAACAAGGCGGCGCAGGUGUUCGCCCUCACCUUCAUCAUGGAGUAUCUGACUCUGUGGCCCAAGUUCUUCUUCGAUGUCCUGUCUCUGGUGGGUCUAAAUCCUCACGGCGUGGACAUCUACCUAAGGACACUAAUGGCCAUUGACGCUGAGGUGGUCGACAGAGACAUUCUUCACACACCAGAGGAGACCCGUAGAAACACUUUAAUCAAAGACACCAUGCGAGAGCAGUGCAUCCCCAGCCUGGUGGAGUCCUGGUAUCAGAUCCUGCAGACGUACCAGCAGUCACACCCAGAGCUCACCUGUCAGUGUCUGGAGGUGGUGGGAGCCUUUGUGUCCUGGAUUGACCUCAGCCUCAUUGCUAACGACCGGUUUGUAAACCUGCUGCUGAGUCAGAUGUCGGUGGAGGAGCUCAGAGAGGAGGCCUGUGACUGCCUCUUUGAAAUCGUCAACAAAGGAAUGGACCCAGUGGAUAAAACCAAGCUGGUGGAGUCUCUGUGCCGAGUGCUGCAGUCGGCUGGGUUCUUUAAUGUGGAGCAGGAAGAGGACGUGGACUUCCUGGCCAAGUUCUCCCGGCUGGUGAACGGCAUGGGUCAGAGUCUGGUGCUCAGCUGGACAAAACUGGCCAAAACUGGCAACAUGAAGGACGCUGCUGAGUCGCUGCAGGCCAUCGAGACCAAGGUACCUCUGCUGCUGCAGCUGCUGGUGCACGAAGACGACGACAUCUCGGCCAACAUUGUCGGGUUCUGCUACGAAUACCUGCACGUCCUGAAGCAGCUUCCUCAACUGACCGAGCAGCAGCAGGGAAACAUAGAGGCCAUCAUGCUCGCUGUAAUGAAGAAACUGACCUAUGAUGACGAGUACAACUUUGACAAUGAGGGGGAGGACGAGGCCAUGUUCGUGGAAUACAGGAAGCAGUUAAAGAUGCUGCUGGAUCGUUUGGCUCAGGUGUCUCCUGAGCUGCUGCUGGAGGCUGUACGCAGGGUCUUCACCAACACAAUGCAGAACUGGCAGUCGGCUCAGUUCAUGGAGGUGGAGGUGGCCAUCCGGCUGCUGUACAUGCUGGGAGAAGCCCUGCCGGCGUCUCAUGGGGCUCAUUUCUCUGGAAAUGUGGCGAAGACGAGUGCCCUGCAGGACAUGAUGAGGACGCUGGUUUCCUGCGGCGUCAGCAGCUACCAGCACACCUCCGUGUCUCUGGAGUUCUUCGAAACGGUUGUUCGAUACGAUAAAUUCUUCAUCGUGGAGCCUCAACACAUUCCGAAUGUUUUGAUGGCGUUUCUGGAUCAAAGAGGACUGAGACACAACAGCCCGAAGGUCCGCAGCAGAGUGGCCUACCUCUUCUCUAGAUUCAUCAAGUCUCUGCAUAAACAUAUGAACGCCUUCAUUGAGGACAUCCUGACCAGGAUCCAGGACCUGCUGGAGCUCACGCCUCCUGAAAACGGUUUCCCGGCGCUUCUGACCAGCGACGACCAGCUGUUCAUGUUUGAGACGGCAGGCAUCCUCAUCGUGAAUGGAGAGUGUCCCGUCGAGAGGAAGCAGGCGCUAAUGAGGAGCCUGCUGGCGCCGCUGAUGGACGCCUUCCGUCUGCUGCUGGCUAAACUGCCUCAGGAGAGUGAGGAGGAAAGACAGACCGCCCUCGCAGACUGUCUGAGUCAUGCAGUUGGUUUCGCCAGUCGCACCAGCAAAGCGUUCAGCAACAAGCAGACGGUGAAGCAGUGCGGCUGCACCGAGGUCUACAGAGAGUGUCUGCAGACCUUCCUGCCUGCGCUGAGCUGCCCCGUCCAGCGGGGGGUGCUGCGCAGCUCGGUCCGCUCCUUCCUGCACCGCAUGAUCAUCUGCAUGGAGGAGGAGGUGCUGCCCUUCAUCCCCGCCGCCUCCGAACACAUGCUGAAGGACUGCGAGGCCAAAGACCUGCAGGAGUUCAUUCCGCUCAUCAGCCAGAUCACCGCCAAGUUCAAGAGGCAGGUGUCUCCCUUCCUGCAGCAAGUCUUCAUGCCGCUGGUGCUCGCCAUCUUUGAGGUGCUGGGGCGGCCGGCGGAGGACAACGACCAGGCGGCGGCUCUGGAGAAGCAGAUGCUGCGGAGGAGCUACUUCAGCUUCAUCCAGACCAUUGCAGGAAGUGGGAUGAACGAAGUGAUGGCCAAUCAGGGAGCAGAGAACAUCGAACGAGUCGUGUUCACCAUCAUCCAAGGGGCCGUGGAUUUUCCAGACCCCAUUGCUCAGAAAACCUGCUUCAUCAUCCUGUCAAAGCUGGUCGAGCUGUGGGGGGGUAAGGAUGGCAUGGUGGGCUUCCCAGACUUCAUCUAUAAACAUAUCGUCCCUGCAUGUUUCCUGGCUCCUCUUAAACCGACCUUUGACCUCUCGGAUGCACAAACAGUCCUGACGCUGUCAGAAUGUGUAGUUACUCUGAAAAUGAUUCAUCUCAAACGGGGGCCAGAGUUUAUCCAGUUCUUGCAGCAAGACUAUCUGCCCUCACUUCAGGUGUCACCCGAGAUCUCACAGGAGCUGUGUCAUGUGCUUCAGCAGCCGGACAUCAAAGUCCUGAAAACGUACAUUAAGGCUUUUUUCCAGCGGGCGAAGCUGUAGGAAUAAAACUGGACUGAAAAGAACCUACACAGUGUUUGCAUUCAAAGCUGGAGAACAAAACAGAAAAACUAACUUAGCAAAGGAGCUGCUACAGCAUAACCAGGCCUGGUCUAAGUGGAGGCGUUCCUCCUGCUGCCGGCGUGACGAGCUGUCCACGGACGGAACAUGUGAGCGCACUGUGGGAGCGUGAACACGGAUCUGUGGGAGAGGACACGACUUAUCCAGGAAACCUUUUGGUAAUUACCACAAACGCCUCUUGGUUUGUGAAACAAGAGCUUUAUUCUAGUUGGACCUUAACAUUAGAAACACAUUUCACACAAGCUAGAUUUGAGUUGUAGGUGCCACAGAAUGGACAGACAUGAAGGGCUCAACUGUAGUACUUUUUUUUUAUUGUGGCAUUUUCAUGUGUUGUUGUAAACAUGGUCGAUCUUUAAGUUUGAAGUGAAAGCGCUUAAAAUGCAGCCGAGCUCAGUGUGACUCUGCGUCUACACAAUUUUAUUUCCUUCAGUUAAAGCUUUCUUCCUUAUCUAGAAUUACGUCAGACUUUAUGAUACACCUGGAUGAUCAUCUAUAGAAUAUGUCUAUCCUGGAAAUAUGACCGAUGACUUUCAGAUGGAAAUGAACAUAAAAUGGAGGAACAAUGUGUAAAUAAGAGAAUAAAGUGAAAAUGUAAAUAAAGUUCCUAGGUGUAGUUUUGUUGUUUUAUCUUCAUUCCCAUCUGGAAACUAAAUAUGGAAGCCUAUUCCUGCCAAAGAAUGAGGAAAAGAAAAGAAACUCAUUAAAUGUGGAAAUGGAAAGCUCAGUUCUAUGUUGUGAUUAAGAAUUAUGGUAAAGUUUGAGACGGUUUUCAGCAGCAAAUGCAUCAUUUGGCUGCUGACAGUUUGAGUUUCUGCUUUUGUUGCGGAAAAAAAUGUUCUAUUAAGUAAUUUACCCAAUUAUAUAUAUUUAAAACUCUGUUUUAAGAUUUAGUAGUUUGGGCUUUUGAACCAUACAAAUCUCAAAUUUGUGCCUUAUUAAAUUUCAUUGAUUUAUUAUUAUAGUAAAUCGUGUGAUAAGUUACUUUUGAUUUAAUCUCAUUAUAGUAGAUCUGAAUGAACAGAUAAGUUUCAAUCUAGUUCUGUGUAUUUGACGUGAUGAUGAAUAUUUGAGGAUCUUAAAACCUUGACUUUGUGACGUCCGUAGUUUUUGGUGCUGGGCAGGAAAAGGCUUCUGUAGUAAAAGGCAUCGUGUUCAUAGGAAUUAUUUCAUUUGUUUACAGAAGCAGCUUAAUGACUUUUUUAUUAAAACAUUUUGUGACAAUUCAGGAUGAUUGAAGUUUGAUUAUGCAAUGCUUUACUGAGAGCAGCACUGUGAAGAACGAUCAGCUGACGACAGCUGGAAAUGACCUGCUGAUGACACCGUGCAUCUGCUGCACCUUCAGUCCUCUGUGCUUUGCUAUGUUACCCAGGCAAAGUGCCUGAAUGUUCCUUUUAGUGAAACGUACAGGCAAGAAAAUAAAACCAGUCAAAGAAAUUCAAAUCUAUAAAACCAUAAACACAAGAUGAGCCAACUGCUGCUGAUGUGGAUCUGAUGACAAAUACACAGUAAUAUUUAAA
Betta splendens (Siamese fighting fish) is the source of this 4852-nucleotide messenger RNA. RefSeq names its product exportin, tRNA (nuclear export receptor for tRNAs) (gene xpot). The coding region runs from base 342 to 3257 and encodes 971 amino acids. Gene Ontology annotation, molecular function: small GTPase binding; tRNA binding. Gene Ontology annotation, cellular component: nuclear pore; nuclear matrix; cytoplasm. The record is from RefSeq and is a predicted model, not a curated record. NCBI's taxonomy places the organism in Eukaryota, Metazoa, Chordata, Actinopteri, Anabantiformes, Osphronemidae. The transcript is spliced from 25 exons. Gene Ontology annotation, biological process: tRNA re-export from nucleus.